This is a messenger RNA of Cucurbita pepo subsp. pepo (vegetable marrow), 649 nucleotides long. Its product is annotated as protein VASCULATURE COMPLEXITY AND CONNECTIVITY. NCBI's taxonomy places the organism in Eukaryota, Viridiplantae, Streptophyta, Magnoliopsida, Cucurbitales, Cucurbitaceae. The record is from RefSeq and is a predicted model, not a curated record.
UUUUAGCUCAAAAAAUGCAUGCUUUUUGAAGCCCAUAAAUACUUCAUUUCCCCUGCUGUCUAAUACAAAGAAGAGAAGGAUAUGAAGUUGGUUGGCGUGUUGGUAUGUUUGUUGGUGGUGGCCAUGGACAUCGUCGCCGGCCUACUUGGCAUCGAAGCCGAUAUUGCACAAAACAAGGUGAAGAACCUUCGGCUAUGGAUAUUCGAGUGCAGAGACCCAAGCGCGCAAGCUUACAGAUUGGGAUUAGCAGCAGCCGGGGUUUUGGGAUUAGCGCACGUAAUCGCCAACCUGCUCGGCGGCUGUAACUGCAUUUGCUCGCAAGAAGCGCUCGAAAAAUCACCCCCAAACAAGCAAAUCUCCGUCGCCUGCCUCGUUUUCACUUGGAUAAUUCUAGCGGUGGCGAUGUCGAUGUUGGUGAUCGGAGCAUUGGGCAACAACAAAUCCCGAGCAUCCUGUGGCUUCACACACCAUCACUUCCUGUCGAUUGGAGGGAUUUUGUGCUUCGUUCAUGGCUUGUUUUGUGUCGCUUAUUACGUUACUGCCACUGCUGCUGAGUAGUGGAAAUUGCUUUUGGAUUUGAUGUAUCGUUUCUCCUCUUGUGAAGCAUAUCAGACAAAAACUAAGCUAAUCAUCCUUCUUUUCUUCUCUA